Messenger RNA from Stylonychia lemnae, 1266 nucleotides. NCBI's taxonomy places the organism in Eukaryota, Ciliophora, Spirotrichea, Sporadotrichida, Oxytrichidae. The record is from the annotation of a GenBank genome assembly.
AUGGAUAAACAACCGUAAAAACUUAAAAACAGAAAUGUGCAAUUCUAGCUGAACUAAUCAUAAAUUUUCAGUCAUGAGGAUUUUGACUCUUAAAAGUAAAAUCACAAGCAAGAGAAUAAUAAUUCAUUGCCUCAUAUAAAUUAAAAUCGAAGGGCAAGUAUGCUUGCUUAAUCUAUCCCCUUAGAAAUGUAGAACCCUAUUAAAGCAUCUCCCACUGAGUAAAGUGCUUAGCCAGGACUUAUGAGAAAAGCGACUCGAAAGGAAAUGUGGUUUGAUAGAAAGAACCAGAUAUUGAAUUAAGACAGCUACUAGUAGAACCAGAAGUAUCUAGAGAACUAAGAGUUUUUGAAGGGCCUAAAAUCCAGGAACUGCAAAGCCAACAUCAAGAAGUACAGGAAUGAGUUGGAUUAAAUUAAUUACUACAUGAAUCCUUACAAUGUGACCAUGUCUCUGUCUAACAUACAGACAAAAGUACACUAGUUCGUUAAGGAAUAGAAGAACUUGCAGACUAAGAGCAAUGAGCCUUAAAUGCAGUAUUAGAAGUUGAGGGAAUAUCUUAGGUUGAAUAAACAGCGAUUGUAUUUGAUUCCAAAGCAUUAGAUAUUUGAACCUGACGGUGACUCUAAUGGCCUUGAUUUUCAGACUUUCAAGCAAAUCAGGUAUCAAGAUAAAGAUGUGAAGAAAAUUAUAAUCUAGCAUGAAGAGGAAUCUCAAAAACUAUUUGAUUCUAUUAAGUCUCACACUUUGAAGUAAUCUCCAAUGAGAAUGCAUAAUGUCGAGCCAUUGAUACUAGAGCAGAAUGAAGAAAAACAAAUAACUGAGGAAAUUCAUAAGAAGUUCAGAUAAUUAAGUUUAAAGCGCUCUCGUGAUAAGUUUAACAACUCUCAUUAGCCAAAUUAAAGUCCAGGAAACAAUAGAUAUCCCAGCCACAUUGGAAGUCUGAAUGUGAGUCCUUCUAGAUUAUCUCCUAAUAGAUCUAUCUCCUUUCAGCCAUCAGUUAGAAAUAUCAACUAAAUAAACGAAAAAGACAAACUACAGAAAAGCUUGUUAGUAUCUAAUUUAAACUCGUUGACUGAUAUAUUUCAUGACUGCAAUAAGGUAAGAAAUGAUGGAAAGAAAUUGAUUAAGAAUUUUGAGGAUAAUCAUGAAGAGUUCAUGAGCCAUCUUACUAAUUGUAAGGAUACCAUAAAGGAAUUUCAAGUAAUGGGACAUUUAAUGAAUAAAUCAAUACAGAUUGCUUCAAGUGAAAGUGAAGAUGAUUCUUGA